Molecule: messenger RNA, 1803 nt
Organism: Fonsecaea nubica
Lineage: Eukaryota; Fungi; Ascomycota; Eurotiomycetes; Chaetothyriales; Herpotrichiellaceae
Exons: 2
Coding region: 1-1803 (600 amino acids)
Molecular function (GO): carboxy-lyase activity; magnesium ion binding; thiamine pyrophosphate binding
Source: RefSeq, a predicted model, not a curated record
AUGGCUUCCUACAUCGACUUGGCUGAAUACCUCUUCCGGAGGAUUCGCCAGGUUGGAAUCAAGUCAGUUCAUGGUGUUCCCGGAGACUACAACUUGACUGCUCUGGACUACAUUGAACCAGCCGGCCUGGAUUGGGUCGGAAACGCCAAUGAACUUAAUGCUGGAUAUGCUGCAGAUGGCUAUGCCAGGAUCAGAGGAGUGUCAGCGCUUGUCACUGCCUUUGGUGUCGGCGAGCUAUCAGCCAUUAACGCCAUUGCCGGAGCAUACAGUGAAAUGGCACCGGUCAUACACAUUGUAGGCACGGCCCCCACCAACGUGCAGGACAACCGCUUGUGCAUGCAUCAUUCGCUGGGAGAUGGCAACUUCAGAAUCUUUGCCGACAUGUACGCAAAGAUUACGGUGGCCCAGGCCAAUCUGAGAGACCCGGGUACUGCACCGGCGCAGAUAGAUCGGUGCAUUAGAGAAUGUGUCCUGCAAAGUCGACCAGUUUACCUCGAGUUACCAACCAACAUGGUGAAGGCCCAGGUACCGUCAGCGGCCCUCGAUGUGCCCAUUGACCUUUCAAUCUCGCCGAAUGACGAAGGCUUCGAAGACACCGAGGUCGAGCUCAUCCUCAAUAAAAUGUAUUCUUCCAAACAGCCUUUGAUCAUCGUGGAUGGGUGUACAUCAAGGUACGGUGUCAGUCAGGAAGCAGAUGAGCUCGUGCGAGUAACCGAGUUUCCAACUUCGACUACCCCUUUCGGCAAGGGCAUUGUCAACGAGACAUAUCCCAACUUCUAUGGAAUUUACGCUGGUAUUGCGGGCAAUGAGAUCUACAUGCCCUGGGCACGAGGCUGUGACUUGGUCAUCAAACUGGGACCCUUGGAGAGCGAUGUCAACACUUUUGGGUUCAGCACCAUCCCAGACCCGAAGUCGGCCAUCAUUUUCCACCGGGACUAUGUCGAGAUCGGUGGUACCAAAUAUAACAACCUUCACAUCAAAUCUCUCCUGCGAAAAAUCCUCUCAAAGCUGGAGAAGGACAAGCUCCCCAAGUAUCACCCGUCUAUGGACCUAGGGCAUCCACAGUUCCAGCUGAUGGCGCUCCCCGCAGCCGACGAGAACGAUACGAUUGAUCAGGCUACCUUCUGGCGGCGAAUCUCCAGCUUUUUCCGCUCUGGUGACAUCGUUAUGGUGGAGACCGGCACAGCGUCAGUAGGCUGCCGCGAUAUGGUGCUCCCCGCGCAUACCUCUCUCAUUAAUUCUUGUAUAUGGCUGUCGAUCGGCUACAUGCUGCCAGCAGCUCAAGGCGCCGCUCUGGCUCAGCGAGAACUGGUUGCAGAAGGUAAGCGCCGCAAAGGACGGACCAUUCUCAUCGAAGGCGAUGGCAGUCUGCAAAUGACGGCGCAGUCUAUCAGCGACAUGAUUCGGAACCGUAUUGAUGUGACCAUUUUCGUCAUCAAUAAUGACGGAUACGUGAUUGAGAGAUGGAUCCACGGCAUGAGGGCGGGCUACAAUGACAUUCAACCAUGGAGAUAUCUCGAAGCACCAUCGUAUUUUGGGGCGCCUAAGGACGACCCUGCAUAUCCUGUGAUGACCCGGCGAGCUGAAACCUGGGGUCAGUUGCAGGAGAUUUUGGCCGAGCCUGGACUUCAAGCAGGUAGAGGCCUCAACAUUGUCGAGGUGAUGAUGGACCGGGAAGAUGCUCCGGACGUGCUGAAAAAGCUAGUCCAGAGCACAUCGCGGAGAAACAGUGGCGAAGCCGAUCGUUCCCAGCCGCGCCAAACCAUGAGCCACGAGGAAAAGGUCAUGAAGGUUCCCGGAUGA